AUGGCUUCUAGAAUCAGGGAUACCUAUGACUAUAUUAUCUGCGGAGGAGGAACCUCUGGCUGUGUGGUUGCCGGUCGACUAGCUGAAAACCCAGAAGUCAGCGUCUUGCUGCUGGAGGCUGGGCAGCAUAAUAAGGACCUGGAGAAUGUUCAUAUGACUGGCGGGUGGUCAAACAACUUCGAUGCUGAGACCGACUGGAACUUCGUCACUCCUCCAAUGGCGGGUGUUGACAACCGCCAAGUGAAGCUGAGUCGUGGUCGAUUCCUUGGAGGAUCGAGCGGUUGCAAUGGCACACUGUGCAUUCGUGGCAACAAGCAGGACUAUGAUGACUGGGGGCUAGAUGGAUGGAGUGGAGAGGAAUUUUUCAAGUACAUGAGAAAGUCCGAGACCUUCCACCCAAAGGCAUGGUUCCAGGCGGAUAGAGAGAGCCACGGACACUCCGGUCCUCUUCACACUGAGCCGCAUGAUCUAGCGCCAAUCUCUAAGCUCCUGAUGGACUCUUAUGUCUCGCAAGGCAUGCCCCUGCAUCACGACAUGUUUAGUACUGGCGAUAUUGCGCAGGGAUGUGGCCAUGUCCCUCGCACAGUGUAUCAGGGCCUACGGACAACAGGUGCCGAUUUCGUUACCAACAAGAACCACCGUGGGAACAUCACCAUCAAGACUGAUACCACUGUCGACAAAAUCAUAUUCAGCAGGCAGGCAAACGAGACUCGCGCUUCCGGCGUAGUCACUCAAGCUUCAGAUGGCUCUCGCAUCUACUACGCUCGAAAGGAGAUCAUCAUCUCGGCAGGCGCCUACUGCAGUCCUGCAAUUCUCCUUCGAUCUGGCAUCGGCCCCAAGGCAGAGGUAGAACAGCACAAUAUCCCUUCUUUGGUCAACCUACCAGGCGUGGGCAAGAACCUCAUGGACCACCUCAUCGUUUUCAUGUUCUACGAAACCGAAAAACAAGGCCUAACAAACGACCACCACGUUUACCACGGUGAUAACUUCGACCGAACCUACGCACAGUGGAAAGAGAAGAAAACCGGCUUCCUAUCCACCUUCCCCUUCGGUAGUUUCGCCUUCGCGCGCCUCGACGAUAGACUGAAAGACGAGCCACUCUGGAAAAACGCACCCCGCAACCUAGGCCGUGACCCCAUGGGUCUCACACCGCAGCAGCCAAACAUUGAGUUCUUUACCACAGAGUGCUACGGUGGUCCGAAGCAAUACGACCAAUUUCCAAUCAAUAACCAGCACGCGUUUUCCAUGAUUGCAGAGCUGUUUGCGCCGAAGUCUCGUGGCUCUGUGGUUCUCGAAUCGGCGGAUCCCUCGGUGAACCCGAUUGUUGAUUGUAAUUAUCUGGCUGAUCCGCUUGAUCUGUUGGUUCUCAGUGAGGCAUGUCGGUUUGGAAAUGAGGUUGUUAUGCAGGGUGCUGGGACGAAGGAUAUUGUUAAGGGGUCCUGGCCGCCGAACUUGAAUCACCAUACUUAUAAAUCGAGGGAGGAGUGGGUUCCGUAUGUGAAGCAACAUGCGACUACUUGCUAUCAUGCAGCGGGCACUUGUGCCAUGGGGAAGAAGGAUAAUCCCAUGGCUGUUCUCAAUGAGAAACUGCAGGUCAGGGGUGUUUCGGGGUUGCGAGUUGCUGAUUGCAGUGUCAUGCCUACUUUGCAUGGAGGGCAUACCCAGAUGCCGGCUUAUGGCAUCGGGGAGAAAUGUGCGGAUUUAAUCAAAGAGACAUGGCGGAUGGCGGGCAAUGUCUAUCCUCGUAUCUGA
Messenger RNA from Penicillium expansum, 1752 nucleotides. Its product is annotated as GMC family oxidoreductase. Lineage: Eukaryota; Fungi; Ascomycota; Eurotiomycetes; Eurotiales; Aspergillaceae. The coding region runs from base 1 to 1752 and encodes 583 amino acids. The transcript is spliced from 6 exons. The record is from RefSeq and is a predicted model, not a curated record. Gene Ontology annotation, molecular function: oxidoreductase activity, acting on CH-OH group of donors; flavin adenine dinucleotide binding.